GGGAACAAUUCAAAAGUAUUCGGGAGCACUUUUAUGCCCUCGUGAAUAUGGUACCUCCUCAAGAUGGAAAGAAGGAUAGAGCGAUCGAAUUCUUCUGUGACGUGUUUGGCCUCGAGUAUCUUAAAAACUAUAUUGGCAACAUCACGUUCUUCAAAAGGCUCUCUCUGAUGGUAAAAACCGAUUCAACCAGCGAAGUUUCUGUAGGCAGCACAGAAGGUCGGCGCGUCAUACCAGAUAUGUUGACCAAAAUUUCCAGGUGUGAAUUGGACGAUGACGUGUAACCCAUUUAAGAGCAACCAGCAGUCCAAUGCGGCGCAAGACCUGCACUCUGACGUCGUGUUACCUCUCUUGCGCAGGCGGUGCCAAAUACUUUGUGCAUGGCGUGACUCGCCACGUCGGUAUACUGAUGAAAAGCAAAAGGUGGAAUGCGAGUCAAACUCCAUACAGCAGACAUUGGGUGCUGGUUUACUCGAAGGGAUAACCACUACCUUUGGCACUGCAUCCUAUGAACAUGAGAACUUAGUGACAGAUCAAAUAGGCCACAAACAUGACAGACAACUUGACAUUCCUUCCAUGGUACAAGAAAUAAAUGUGCUCCAAGGGAAAGUCGAUGCCACAGAGGACGACGACGAGAAACGAGCACUGGAGGAGGACUUGACCGGAAAGAUCUUGUGGCUUUGUUGGUGUGGGAUCUGUGCAGAAGCGAACCAAGCGUUACCAAAGGUUGUGGAUUUCAUCUGGAAGGAAGGAAAUAUUAGGGGUUUAUGGGAGAUUUCUGCGAUUAUGGAUUCGGUAGAGUAUAUAGACCGUGAUGACAAUCAAACUCACAUGCAGCGGAUCAUGCGUGAUGCGGGGGCGGGCACUUCGAAACAUCGACUGUUGCUUGCCGCUCGCGCUGCCGAACAAGCCAAGUGGUCCCAGUCAGCACUUUAGCAGACACGGGUAUUGGCAAGUACGUUUUUGACCUUCGUCUGGAUAAAUUCAACUUGUGGAUGACAAUUGUGAUCUUAACCAGAACGAUGCAGUCAACGUGUAUUGGCUGGCUCUUCGAUGUAACGAGUCUCCUUGUCCGGCCUUGUAAUGGUAGAUAGAGGCGCAACACAUAUCUUUCUGUAAUCCGAGAUGAGCCCAAGGGGCGAUUGCAACCACAAGCCAAGGUCUCAGGAACAGACACGAAAACAAAGCGCUUCGAAAAAAUCUGCGAUGACCUCAGUUACUCAUCUCAGGACAUUGCCUGAGUUCGAGAUGCCAG
Messenger RNA from Pisolithus orientalis, 1252 nucleotides. RefSeq lists its product as uncharacterized. The record is from RefSeq and is a predicted model, not a curated record. The transcript is spliced from 12 exons. The coding region runs from base 271 to 933 and encodes 220 amino acids. NCBI's taxonomy places the organism in Eukaryota, Fungi, Basidiomycota, Agaricomycetes, Boletales, Pisolithaceae.